Messenger RNA from Syzygium oleosum, 1162 nucleotides. RefSeq names its product disease resistance protein L6-like. Lineage: Eukaryota; Viridiplantae; Streptophyta; Magnoliopsida; Myrtales; Myrtaceae. The record is from RefSeq and is a predicted model, not a curated record. The transcript has 2 exons. The coding region runs from base 98 to 1162 and encodes 354 amino acids. Gene Ontology annotation, biological process: signal transduction; defense response.
CCUGGCCUAUAAGUGUGAGGAUGGUGGAUUCAGAGGACGUGCACGUACGUAGUGACCAAGCUCCUUCGUUCGUUUCUCAAGAUCUGCUACACAAACAAUGGACGUUAGUCACGCCACCAAUCAUUCCUCAUCAAUGUCUACACGGCCACUCUAUGAAGUGUUCCUGAGUUUCAGAGGGCCAGACAUGCUCUGCUGCUUUGCAGAUUGCCUGUACACCAGCUUGACUGAAUCUGGGAUUGGCGUCUAUAGGGACGAGGAAGAGCUGGAGAGAGGCGAAGAAAUCAUCCCCCAGCUGAUCCAGGCGAUCAAGCAAUCCAAGAUAUCAAUACCCGUCAUCUCCAAGGGUUACGGGUCCAGCAAGAGCUGCCUCAUGGAAUUGGAGCAAAUGGUGAAGUGCAAGGACAACGAGAGUCACGUUAUCAUCCCCAUCUUCUACCACGUCGACCCAUCACAUGUACGCAAUUGCGAGGGCCCUUUUGGGAAGUCCUUGGGCGGGCAUAAAAAGCGCAAAAUUGAUGGCAGCAUCAUUAAUUCCUGGAAAUCUGCUCUCCGUCGGAUAGGAAAUCUGAAGGGACACCAUCUCGACAAAACCAGUAAAGAGUCUUCUCAUGGCAAGCUCAUAAAGCAAAUUGCCGACCAAGUUCUGCAGAAGCUGGAAAAGCAGGACCUAAUUGUUCCGAGACAUUUAGUGGGAGUCGAUCCUCACAUGCUAUGCAUAAUGGCAAAGCUAAAGGUUGACUACCGAAAUAAGAAAGCGGUUAAUAUUAGGCCCACACGUGAAAAGGUGUCAAUACAUGGCAUCCCAGGGGUUGGUAAGACAGCCCUGGCGAAACAUGUCUAUUAUCAAAUUUAUCAUCUGUUUGAUGCCUGUAGCUUUCUAGGGAAUAUCCAAGCCGAAGCUAAGCGUCACGGCGUCUUGUCUUUGCAAAACAAACUGACAUCCGACCUCCAUAAGGGAAAUGUCCGAAAGUUUGAUUGUUUUGACAAAGCUCUGACUCAUAUUCAGAGCAGGUUUCGUAUCAUGAAGAUCCUCAUUCUCCUUGAUCUGGAAAUGCACUUUUUACAUUCUCAAAAACGAGAAGAGUACAUAGCUCUUUUAAAACAACGAAAACUGAAUUGCACUAACUUAGUAACUGACAAAAACCACUACACCACUAACUAG